AAGUACGGGGCUUCGAGACUUGGGAAUCAUUGGAAGGCCCCCACAUUGGCGUCGUGUCUAGUAGCCUGCAGGAGUUAUUACCCAAGUUGUUACAGUGUUGUGUUCAAUGUAAAUACACGGAAUUGUACCCCAGGAGAUAAAAUCAUGCAUGGUGUACCAAGACCAAGUAACUCCACGGGGGAUAAGUUUUACUUCACUGAUUACUGCAACCAAACACAGGGAUACAGGCUCUAUAUUUACAAAAGUGUUGUGGACUGUUUUUAUUUGGCCCAGAAAUGGGCCAUUUACACAGAAGCCCAAUCCAACUGCUCAGCCAUUGGUGGUAGAGUCAUGCAGGCCAAGACCCAGGAUAGAUAUGACUUAUUUCUUCACUUUGCAAGGAAUGUUUUUGGGACCUUCACAUUCCUUGGCCUGACGGACCAAGUGACAGACGGAAUAUUUCAAUGGGAAGACGGUGAGGUGAUCAAUCCUACCUGGAAGAACACAAUCUACAUGUAUGGUGAAGGCACAGCUAAUAGUCUCACAGAAAACUGUACAGUGGCUGCCAACUACAGUAGCUUUAUUUGGGUUUAUGACGGAAGAUGCGAUUUAACAACAAAACGCCAUUACUAUAUCUGUGAAUUAAUUACUUAAUCACUUUAAUAAUCUUCUUACUUUUAUUACCAUUACAUCAUUUGAAAAACACCAGACUUAUUGUGUAGUGUCCCUAGCAUCUAAAUCAUGUUAAAACAUCAGAACAUUGUUGUUGAGUUUCAUGUUUGUAU
This is a messenger RNA of Biomphalaria glabrata, 764 nucleotides long. Its product is annotated as C-type lectin domain family 4 member M-like. Lineage: Eukaryota; Metazoa; Mollusca; Gastropoda; Planorbidae. The transcript is spliced from 4 exons. The record is from RefSeq and is a predicted model, not a curated record. The coding region runs from base 145 to 633 and encodes 162 amino acids.